This is a messenger RNA of Cimex lectularius (bed bug), 829 nucleotides long. RefSeq names its product acyl carrier protein, mitochondrial (gene ND-ACP). The record is from RefSeq and is a predicted model, not a curated record. Gene Ontology annotation, biological process: fatty acid biosynthetic process. NCBI's taxonomy places the organism in Eukaryota, Metazoa, Arthropoda, Insecta, Hemiptera, Cimicidae. Gene Ontology annotation, cellular component: mitochondrion. Gene Ontology annotation, molecular function: acyl binding; acyl carrier activity. The coding region runs from base 181 to 624 and encodes 147 amino acids. The transcript is spliced from 4 exons.
UAAUCGUUAAUUAAAGAAGGAAUAUGAGUGAGGUGGAAAGCUAAAAAACUUUUUUUUUAUCAAGGAGGCUUGUCAGUUUGUCUGCCUUCUCUUCGCCUGGUUAUAACCCAUAAUCCUGGAAGGAAAGGAGCUCGUAUCGUGAAAUUCUCUUAAAUAAGGAAUUAAAUAAUUAAUUAAGAGAUGGCCGCGAUCGUGCAGGGUUUAAGCCGGUCUCUCGUUCGAUGUUCGUCUUUAUUGAAAGGCAAUUUAAUUAAAACGGCCGUAGUCGGUUUGCAGCAUAACCAAUUCCAUAGGCAGAUUCGUCAAAACCCUUUACCACAGAAGAAGUUUUUGGAUAGUAAAAGUUUUUCUUCAAAUACUAAAGUAGACAAGGCGAAGCUCGCCGAAAUCGAAGCGCGCGUUAUGAACGUUGUCAAAGCCUAUGACAAAAUCACAGCUGAAAAGCUUACAUUGGAGUCACAUUUCAUGAAUGAUCUAGGGUUAGAUUCUUUAGAUCAUGUUGAAGUUAUCAUGGCCAUGGAAGAUGAAUUUGGCUUUGAGAUCCCUGACGCAGAUGCUGAGAGACUAUUGAGGCCUGCUGAUAUCGUCACAUAUGUAGGCGACAGAAAUGACGUUUAUGAAUAAGACCUGAAAAUAAAACUAAUGUAGUUAUAAUUGCGGGUUAGAUUUGUAAAUAAAUGAUGAGCCAUCUUGCAAUUUUCAGGUUUAUUUUCUCUAUUUUAGAAGUUUUGUAAAUAUCCAGUAAGGCUUUGAAAGUCUUUUCAGUCACAGUAUAUUUGUUAACUACUUGUUUUGAAUAAAUUAAAUUGUUCAACUGGUUUUUUUAAUA